AUGAUGUCGACGGCAAGCAAAAUUCUAGCAAUAUUGCGAGAGGCGAUGCGGAAGCGCUCCCUCAGUGCUCUUAUCAUUCCCUCCAGUGAUCCUCAUAACAGUGAGUACGUCAAGGAUGAGUACAAAUGCCGCGCCUACAUAACAAACUUUAAGGGAAGUGCUGGCACGUGCCUCAUCACAAUGAAUGAGGCAUACUUAUGGACAGAUGGUCGCUACUGGCUUGAGGCAUCGCAAUCUCUCUAUCCGGAGUGGACGUUGAUGAAAGACGGCCACCCAGAUGUCCCAAAGCUAGAGAACUGGAUUCAGUUGAACCUGGGCUCCGACGUGCUUGUGGGGAUGAACAACCAUCUAUCGACCGUUGCCGAAUGGGAGCGACGCCGCAAGAUGUUCAACCUGGUGCCAGUGCCGGAGAUGGUGCAGCCUUUAAUGCCUCUCGUGGAAAACCCCGUCUCAAAUUUAUAUGCCCGUCCGGAGGAAUUUUGCGGCAUGCGGUGUGGGGAAAAGGCGGCGGCGUUGAUUGAAGAAAUGGAGCAACAAAAGUGUGACGCGUUGGUACUUUCUGCACUGGACGAGGUUGCGUGGCUUACCAACUUGCGGGGCUCGGAUGUUCCCUUUAAUCCUGUUUUUUACGCAUACGGCGUGCUGCGGCGCUGCUCCCCGCCCAAAGUACACCUCUUUGUGGACGCCGUCAUGAGCGAGGAACAGGGACCGUCACUGGAGUUGCACCCGUACACCGCGUUGGAGUCCUAUCUCCGUACAAUCCCAGCCGGUACUACCUUUCUUUUGGACGAGCAUCAGACGAGUCAAUGGCUGUUCACGCUGUUGGAGUCUCUUGGGAUGCGGAUAAAAAGGGUUGCGUGUGGCCCGGCACAAAAGUUAAAGGCUGUCAAAAACGCUGUGGAGAUUGAGGGUUUCCGCCGCUGCCAUGUACGUGAUGGAGUGGCCCUCACACGUUACUUGGCGUGGUUACACGAUACGGUGGCUGUGAAAGGCGACACAAGCGUCACGGAGUACAGUGCUGCCCAACGGCUAGAAGACUUCCGGCGUGAGGGAGAACACUUUGUGCAGUUAAGUUUUUCCACCAUCUCUUCGGUCGGUCCCAACGCUGCCAUUGUGCAUUACGUCGCACCACGUGAGGGCUCCGCAACGAUUGUGCCGGAUCAAUUGUAUCUUGUGGACAGCGGGGCCCAAUAUCUUGACGGUACGACCGACGUCACGCGAACUGUUUGUUUUAGGGAGCCAGGAGACAAGGAACGCGAGGCGUACACGCUCGUUCUCAAGGGGAACCUCGCGCUCCACAGCGCGGUGUGGCCAACUGGCACAAGUGGUCAUUCUCUUGACGUGCUGGCGCGUGCGGCGCUGUGGAAGUGCGGGCUGAACUAUGCACAUGGUACGGGUCACGGGGUUGGUUCAUUUUUGAAUGUGCAUGAGGGACCACAGGGCAUUGGGUUGCGGCCGACGCCGACUGAGGCAACGCUAGCGGCCGGGAUGGUGAUGUCGAAUGAGCCUGGGUAUUACAAGGACGGUGAGUUUGGCAUCCGCAUAGAAAACCUCGAGCUUGUUGUUGAUGUUGCCACGAAACAUAGCAAAAAAGGCUUUUUGACAUUUGACACACUCACCAUGGUGCCAUUGUGUCAUGAACUCAUUGAUGUAUCAGCACUGACAGAGGCGGAGCGGCAGCAGGUGAAUGCAUACCAUCAAACGGUGAGGGAAACCCUUCUUCCACACCUUCGCCGGUGCAAUGACAGUUGCGCAAUUGCGUACUUGGAGCACCACACAAGAACGCUUUAA
Molecule: messenger RNA, 1791 nt
Organism: Trypanosoma cruzi
Lineage: Eukaryota; Euglenozoa; Kinetoplastea; Trypanosomatida; Trypanosomatidae
Product: aminopeptidase P1, putative
Exons: 1
Coding region: 1-1791 (596 amino acids)
Molecular function (GO): metalloaminopeptidase activity
Source: RefSeq, a predicted model, not a curated record